This is a messenger RNA of Durusdinium trenchii, 1195 nucleotides long. Lineage: Eukaryota; Dinophyceae; Suessiales; Symbiodiniaceae. The record is from the annotation of a GenBank genome assembly.
AAAAGAACGACUCGGUGUUGAGCGAACGGCGUGUAGAAUCGCGAUGGGCCCGGCGAACAGCUCCACCGCGAACUCGCUGCUGACGACGAUCUUCACGGAUGACUCGGAGGACACGUACUGGGUGACCAUCCAUAAAGGCUUAGAAGGGGACCAAGUGGAGGUCCCGCUGACGCCCCGGAUGCCCUAUGCUCAAAUGGAGCAGAUCUUGUUGACGCAGAUGUCGGCAGAUCCCACGUUGAGUGUGAUCCUGUCGGCCGAUGGCCAAACGAUCGAUUCCAGUGCUCAACUGAUCGAAUGCCACCAGCAGGGCAGCCUGAUCUUUGCCACGCUGGUGGUCUCGGUACAAAAAAUGCCACUGCCGAAGGUGGUCGAGGAGCUCCAGAUGCCGGAGAGCGAAUUCCGUGGGCACCGGCACGUUUUGAGCCGCUACCCCAAAGGUAUCACCUACAAAGAUGUGGCAAACUAUUUGUACAAGAACAAGGUCUUGUUGACUCCGAGCCAAGCGCAUGGACUCUUCCAUCAGCUCUUGCCCAAGCUCUCGCAGCUGGAGGAGGGAAGAGCACGUUCCGUGUGUUUGAGGGCGCAGCUGAUUAUGACCUUGCACACCUUUUGCUUGGAACCCUAUGCCAUCUGGGAGGCUGAUGAUGGACAGGACGAGUGUGUGUGGUAUGGCAUGGCGUAUCAGGGCAAGAACUUGGGCACUGAUGGCCGCUUCUGUUGUCCUGGGCAACGUGCCAUGCAAUUCCAUGAAAAGACCCCAACGGCGGCCUCCAGCAAACAUGAGGACGUCUCGAACUUGAGAGGUGUCCUGCAAGCCAGGCGCUUGAAUUCGGAAAAGCAGUUUUUGGACAUGCUGGUGCCUCCAGUGUCGCACGACUUUAUGGCUCUCGCGCGACCAAAGUGAGGGGCAUCGGGCUAAACUCAGCUUCAAGCAUGCUCGGUGAAAAGCAAAUUGGCCGGGGCAACCCGACUGGGAGGCCAGGUAGAGUGAGUGCGGGAUUUGGCCUCCCUGGAGUGGAGGAUGGAAGCAUGGAAGCAUGCAAGUGUAGUUUUGACAGUAGUUUAUCGUUUUUUUUGGCAACUGUCGACGAACUCCACCACGUCGGCUCGUGCCGACUCUCAGUCUUCCAUCGAACUCCUCGGCCCUGAUAAAUCUUCGAUGAGCGCAGAGAGAAGUCGACUCGAUGGUGCCGCC